Messenger RNA from Kickxella alabastrina, 3843 nucleotides. RefSeq lists its product as uncharacterized. The transcript has 4 exons. Lineage: Eukaryota; Fungi; Kickxellomycota; Kickxellomycetes; Kickxellales; Kickxellaceae. Bases 1 to 3453 code for a protein of 1150 amino acids. Gene Ontology annotation, biological process: positive regulation of GTPase activity. The record is from RefSeq and is a predicted model, not a curated record. Gene Ontology annotation, molecular function: GTPase activator activity.
AUGGCGCGUACACAAGUAGUAACUGCGUCGGCGGCAGCAGCAGUCGACGACGACGACGAGAACUUUGAACUGGUUGACUAUACGGCCGCCUCAACGUGGGAGAGGUUUGUUGCCUCGAUAGAGGCCAAGCUUUGCCAGUGGCGCGUUAACGACGGCCGCAAAGGCGGCUUGGACAUAGCUGAGUUGAGCGCCAAAUGCCAGCACCUGUUCAUCAAGCACAAGCAGUACAAGGAUGCAGUCACUAAACAGAUAUCGGAGAUGUGCACUCGCACAGAACGGCUUUCGUACAAGGGCGCGUCAUACGCUCUGACGCUGUCGGUUCACCCGCUGAUGGCCGCACAUGAGCACAAGGGUGCUGAUGGCAUCGCGUCCAAGCAGAUGCUCUUCGACAGCCAGUUUCCAGCAGUGCAUGUUCCUGAGCUUGAGGUUGAUCACAUCAGAGAAAUUCCAGAUCCCGCGUGGCACCCGCUGCAUCGCUGGACAGGGAAUAACAUUAUUAUUUACUGGCGAUAUCUGGGCGACGACAGCGACUGGGAAAACGAGUCGCUCGAAGGCACCGACGAUUACAGCGUAUCUCUAGAAACAGCAAAGUUGCUCAUGUCGUCGAUGAACAUUGCUGCCCAAAAUGUGCGAUGUCAGCUGCCCAUGUUUGUUCCUGUCGGGGACGCCUGGCGCUGCUUGUUCACCGGCAGGGCAAUUGGCCGCGCAGAAAUUAUUGGGCAGCAGCCGCCGGGUAAUACCGCUGUGGUCGUGCGGAAAUUCGAAUCUGUCAGCCUUCCGCAAUCGCCCAAUGCGUACUUACAACUGAACGGCUUGCUGGAACUAUUUGCAACCUCAUUCCGCGUGCUGGCGUAUGCCCCGCGGCAGCAGCAGUCAGCAGGGAACGCGAGCAGCAGAUCUGCCAGUGUCGUGGGUCCUGGCCAGGACUGGGAUUUUCUUUCAAAGGCCGUUGACCUCGCCGCUUUGCAUGAGUACCGCAUCAAAAACACAUACAGUCGCGAGUGGAACUCGUCUUCGUUGGACUUUCGCUACCACGCGGGCGACCUGAAUGUGGGGCCGGCCAACGAUCCCCUCCGGGUGAUUUGCCUCAAGGCACUCUUCCAGCGUGCUCCGUGCGGCACCUAUAUUGACCCGCAGUUGUCAAGCCGCGACCGCUUGUAUUUGAAGACUGCCACAGCAUGGCUUUUGUCUGCCCAAAUGUUCCCGGCCGACCGUGAGCGCACAAUGCUGACUGAGGCUUUGGAGGACGCAUUUGCUGCGUGGGCGCAGUCGUCAAGUGAGGCCAACCGCCACCGCCAUCUCAGUCUGCCCGAACAAAUGGAAGCGCAUGAGGAGAUUACUAGCGACAUGCUCAUUGACCUGUUCGGGUCAUCCACAGCUCCACACAUUACCCCGCCUGGACUUGAGAUUGAUACCGGAAAUCAGCAGACAGCAGAGGAAUUUGCAGCUAGACUCGAGCAGACAUUUGCCGAUGUGUACGCUGACGCCGACCCGCAGUUUCGCCCACCCAGCGCGGCCCAGCUGAUUUCCCGCAUGCCCCAUGGCGCAGCGGUGCCGAGCAACUCGCUUCUUUGGCGGCUGAGCGAGAUCAUUCUGGUGGCGACCGCCAAGCAAUCGACAACCUUUUGGCGCGCUCCCUCUAUUAUGACAUUUCUGCGGCUCCUAUGGUCUAUGGCCCUGAAGGAGAUCAGAUGGCGGUGGGAGAACGCAAAGCUGCUGCCCCGGAUCCCGACAUCGGAAGACAACGCGGCCAGAAGGGACGGCGCCACUUCGGGUGCCGAGACACCAACACCCUUUCCACCAAACAGCUCUCAAACUGCGGACAGCGCUAUUAAAUCUGCCUCGGCCCAUUUUAGCGUUCAUCUCAGGUACUCACUAGUCUACCAGAAGCUCGAAAUGCUCAACUGCUGCUUGGAGCGCAAGCUCAUGAGGGACGGUCAGCCUAUCGAUUUGGACAGUACCAUGCCGCACUCAGCUCUGGGCCGUCUGGCCCUAGACUCACCAGCCGAACACAGUUCGCCGAGUCCCUCGAUGAGCUCAACGGGGCAGCGCAGCAAGCGGCGCAUUCGCGCACACGUCAAGGACCAGAUUCGAAAGCGCAUAGGCGAAGGCGGCGUUGAACUGGGCCAGCGGGCAUGGGCACAGAGCUCGCGCAUACGCCGCCCUAUUGGCCGCCUGCUGAACACAAUGCACUUUCAAGACGGUAACUCUGGCGAAUCCUCCGAAUCACCUGCUGGCGAGAUUGGCGAAUUUGAGGAAAUAAGGGCCGGCCCAUACGCCAGCGACAGCGAGGGAUUUGUUUCUGCUGAGGACAUCGACUAUGACGACAACGACGCCACGGGCGAAAUUGUCGCUGAGGACAUGUCUGCGCUGUCGUCGGCAGUGUCCGUACGACUUCCAGCUAAUGCCGUUAUUCCCGCGCUGCCGAAACUUUUGAACCUGGCCAUUUCUUCGAGCAUGGACUCAACUUCGGGAUUCCACCAUGUCAGCGGCGUGUACCAGUUUGAGAGGCCGUCAGUCAUGGCCAGUGGGACGCCUGUUACGACGCAGGCACCCCCUGCCCAGCGCUUCUCGGUCAGUACAAAUUCCGCAACAGCCACUCCAUCUUCAGAAACGACAGAUCCUCCACAGCUGGAGCAACAACCGAAGCAGAAAGAAAGCGUCGGCGGGCUCUACCAGUCGGACUCGAUGCGGCUACUGGAAACUGACCAGCCCAUGUGGAUCCCAAAGAUCCAGCUGCCGCCCGUUUUGACCGAGGACAUGCUGCGAGAGCGCGAGGCCAUAUUGAUCGGAUUUGGGACCUCGAACGACGGAGCCAAGCAGCGCGCUCAGCUGCAAUGCGCGGAGCUCAUAUCCGACAUGGAGUCCCGACUUUGUCCGCUGGCACUCGCCCGCGACUGGGUUGUCCCCGAAGGCAGCCUUAGCGACAAGGACGGCAGCCUGAGCAUGCGCAUGUCAGGUGGCGGCGAUGGAGAAAACCUCUGGCUACAGCUGUGGUCCGAGGCCAAGCCCAUACCGGCAGACAAGCAAAAGCCGCUGUUUGACUACGAAAUGGAGGCUGAGAAGGCCCUGCACUACUUGGAGGGCAUACCCAUAUAUGCCCUAUUCUCCAGCCUGCUUCCGUCCAUAUUCCUUAUCACAUACGAGCGCCUGUACAGGCAGCCGAUCGUGCACCGGCUGGAGUCGCUACGCGAGCGGCUAUGCUCUCUGGGUAAGAAGAUCGCCUUCCAGGUCAACUGGUCGGCUGUGGACCCCGAGAGCUCCGUGUUUAGCUCCAUCAUGGACGAUCUGGAAGACCUCGAGGUGCAGACCAGCAGAUGCGUGUCCCUGCUGCACAAGUUCCCCGAGCAGUACUCGCUUGUCCAGGCCCUGGUUGGUCGCGGUCAGGCCAUAGUGGAGGAUCGCAGGGUUCAAAAAAUCGUUCUCAAGGCGCUGUCAAAGUACAACAUUUGACCGUGGCGCCCGCCUGUCGCGAAUAUACGUUUACCUCCAACUUGCUUGGCCUGCGCUCGGAUUGCGGUGCGUCUGCGGAUACAGACAUGAGCUCUGCGAUGUCUCUGUGCAGCAGCGCAUGUAUGUGACCAUCGAAGAGGACAAGUCAAUUAGGGUCAGCUACACCCGGGUCAAGACACAGGGCAGUUUUUGAAGCUCUCAAGUUUCUGUCAAGUAGCACAAGCAUAAACUCUUACAGUGCGGCCACGGCUGGCAGUUUCAUCACAACGUCUACCCCAUAUAUUAGCUUUAAAUUGCGAGUGUUAAUUAAACACAUGGCCCCAAGUUUUGGGAGCCGCCGACUUUUGGCAGCUUUAGCAUUGCCGGGGCAACUUUCGUAGUACAUUUUUU